This is a messenger RNA of Stylonychia lemnae, 1098 nucleotides long. The record is from the annotation of a GenBank genome assembly. NCBI's taxonomy places the organism in Eukaryota, Ciliophora, Spirotrichea, Sporadotrichida, Oxytrichidae.
AUGAGGGGUAAUCAGGAAAAUUCUAAGCAAUCAUAUGAUAGCAGCUACUCUUAAUCAUAUCAGAGCAGAUAUGAACGUAGAUAGCUAGAACUAGCUAGAAAAGAAAUCGAUAAGAGAGCCUCAAGAAGAGAGCAAAAUCAAAUACAAAAUUCAGCUACAUAUGAGAUAUCUCCCUUCAAUAGUUUCUUUAUCAGGCAUGCUAAGUCGAUUUGCUAUUGCACUCUAGAGAUGUUUCACAACACAUUCUUCCAUUUUAUAGAGACUAUCAAAGUCAGAGGUAUGGCUAGAAACCUUAGAGAGGAUGUGUCAUUUUACUUCCAAAACAAAGUGUAAACUAAGCCUUUGAUCUCUGGUGUUAUCAGUGGGUUUAUGGGAGCAGCUGCUGGUAGUUUUACCUUUAUAUCUACUUUUAACUUGCUCACUUUCUAUUUCUACUCUAAUAGACAGUAUGCUGAUCUAGACUUCAGGCUGAAAAACAUGCUUAUAUAUAUUGGAAGUGAUUUCACAGCUUCUUUUGCAAGAGUAUUGUUUGAAGUUAGAAAGCAAUUAGUCCAGAUGUGCAUAUAUGAUUCUACAGUCAAAGAUAUGCUAAGAUAUUCAUACAUAGGUUGGUUUCCAUUAAUGAUGAGAGAUGUGACAUUUAGAGCUAUGCUAUUAGGGUUCUACUAUGGCACUACCAAUUUAGAGCACAGGCCCCUACUCAAGUACACCUUCCCCUAGAUUGUUGAUAUUAUGAAAAAUAGAAGAGCUUAAGGCUAUGAUGAGAGUAUAGAUGAGAUAAGUUAUUUAUUCUACGAUUUUCAUAAUUAAGAUGUAAAGACGAGAAUUCACAUUAGGUAUCUGUUGCUUGUCGCAGCAAAUGCAAUGGCAACAUUAGUCACUAAUCCAAUUGAUGUGUGCUUAUCAAAGAUGGUUACUUAGCAGUAUCCCAAAUAUUCAGGAUUAUUUAAUUGUAUGAAGACAGUUUAUAAAGAAGAAGGCGCUUCUAAAUUCCUAAGCGGGAUCCAUCCAAGGUUUAUGUUCAAUCUAUUUAACGGAGCAUUAUUUCUAUUUGUGUAUGAUAGAUUCAUUGAAAAUGUUAAACAGAUCUAUGAUUGA